Lineus longissimus is the source of this 2400-nucleotide messenger RNA. RefSeq names its product integrator complex subunit 9-like. Gene Ontology annotation, cellular component: integrator complex. Bases 133 to 2085 code for a protein of 650 amino acids. Gene Ontology annotation, biological process: snRNA 3'-end processing. The record is from RefSeq and is a predicted model, not a curated record. The transcript is spliced from 15 exons. Lineage: Eukaryota; Metazoa; Nemertea; Pilidiophora; Heteronemertea; Lineidae.
AAACAUAAUUUUUUCAAGCGAAAUUUCUGUCAUAUUCAACCGAUUUUAACGCUUUAAAAAGCAAUAGGAGAAACCGAAAAUCAUUAUUUAGGAACCUGACUGUCUGUAGAAGUUAACUCCUAAUCUUCUACUAUGAGGCUGUAUUGCCUUAGCGGAAAUCCCAACAAGCCAUGCUUUGUGCUGACAUUCAAGGGGACCACUAUAAUGAUGGAUUGCGGCCUGGACAUGUCACCUCUACAGUUCUUCCUCCCAAAUGGACCAGUUAAAAGCCAGAGGAUGGCAAACUUGCCCACCUGGAAACCACCCGGACAUUCAGUGGAUAAAAUGGAAAAUAUUUUCAGGGAAUGUGGAGGUCGUAUUUUCAUAGAUGGUCCGCCAGAGUUCUGUGUGCCAGAGACUGGCCUCCUGGACAUGUCGGAUAUCGACGCCAUCUUGAUAUCCAACUCCCACAACAUGUUGGCUCUGCCGUUCAUCACCGAGUACACCGGCUUUAAGGGUAAGGUGUACGCCACUGAACCUACGCUACAAGUGGGCAGACAAUUCAUGGAGGAACUGGUGCAGUUCGUGGAAAAAAUCCCGAAGAAAGAAUCGACAUCUGUCUUUAAACAGGAAAGUAUUCUCAAAGUGCUACCUGCCCCGUUGAAGGAUGCUGCGAAUGUGUCGUCAUGGAAACAGCUUUAUGACAUGCAUGAUGUCAAUCACUGCUUAUCUCGAGUCAAGAUGGUCGGCUUUAAUGAAAAAGUUGACAUCUUUGGUGCCCUUACAGUGACCCCCUUCAGUUCCGGGUACUCCCUUGGUAGUAGUAACUGGAUCAUUCAAUCAGACUAUGAGAAGGUUGCAUAUUUGUCAUCAUCGUCUACACUAACUACACAUCCAAAGCCAAUUGAACAAGCACCACUGCGAAACACCGAUGUUCUCAUUCUCAGCAACCUCAUCCAAGUACCAACGCACAAUCCCGAUGCCAUGAUACGCGACUUUUGUAUAAAUGCUACCCUCACUCUCAGAAAUGGCGGUAACGUACUGGUGCCUUGUUUUCCCACCGGUGUGACCUUUGACCUUUUCGAAUGUCUUUCUGCCCACAUGGACACCUGCAGCCUAUCACAUGUUCCCAUGUAUUUCAUCUCACCCGUCGUCGACAGCAGCUUGGCGUAUUCUAAUAUCUUUGCGGAAUGGUUGUCCGCGUCAAAACAGUCCAAAGUUUAUCUUCCAGAGCCGCCAUUUCCACAUGCCGAACUUUUAAAGAUAUUACGUCUCAGGCCUUUUUCGAGUUUAAACGAUGGUAUGAGUGAUGACUUCCGUACGCCAUGUGUCAUCUUCACCGGCCAUCCCUCCCUCAGGUUUGGAGAGGCGGUCCACUUUCUAGAGCUGUGGGGCAAGUCAAGCCAGAACAUGGUCAUCUUCACUGAGCCCGACUUUCCGUACUUGGAUGCAUUGGCACCUUAUCAACCCCUUGCUAUGACAGUGUCUUACUGCCCGAUAGACACGAGCCUCAACUUCAGCCAAGCGAACAAACUCAUACGCGACUUGAAACCACUCUCCCUGGUGACGGCAGAUGUAUUCAUUAACCCUCCGCCAUCCAUCCCUAACAGGCCUGACUUGAUCGUAGAGGCUGAUCCCUCUCCGAUUACCUACCAGCGCUGCAGCGUUCUGUCUUUGCCGUUACGACGCGGCUAUGAAAAACUCGAGAUUGAGCCAAAGCUUGCUGGGUCUCUCGUUCCGGUGGAAGUCCAACCAGGUGUGGCCGUUGCAUCUGUCACUGGAAACUUAGAAGUCAAAGAUGGAAAAUAUGUUCUCAAGACUCCCAGUGAUGAAAAACCCAGUAAAAAGCGCAAGACAACGGAGAAAGUGAAGAAAUAUAUCUGGGGUAAUGUGGAGAUCCAACAGUUUAGACAGGCUUUGAACCAGCAGGGUAUCAUGGAGGUGAAAGUAGAUGACGUAACACAAGGCAGCUAUAUUGUACAUUUGCCAAACGAGGACAGUCUGAUCCGGAUUGAGGAUGGUGCUACGCAUAUCAUUUGUGAUGGCGAAGACAGUGCUAGGAUUAAAAUAAGAGACGCUUUGCUCCAGUGUUUGAAUACAUUAUGAUAAUUAGGACGUUGUGCUCCUGGUGACAUGGUGCAAAGUCGAUGGGUCCAAGUGGAAUAUUUGCUUGUCUGGUGUUCUUGGAGUUAUCUGUAUCUGGGGGUGGGGCAUGGAAUAAUUCUAGGAAGAAAACGGGGACAUCCUGUAGUUCAUUGUGGUCUGUUAGGUCAAAGUGGUGGCCUGUGAUCUCAAGUGUGUUGACGCUUGGUGAUGUUGCCGAAGUGCUUCUUGAAACAACCAAUAAAGGUUUGUUUUCUAUUGCCGACAUUCUGUAUGUGACCUUGAUUACAUUGGAUGCAAUAAAUGACGUUAUUACUU